This is a messenger RNA of Chinchilla lanigera (long-tailed chinchilla), 964 nucleotides long. RefSeq lists its product as uncharacterized. Bases 138 to 818 code for a protein of 226 amino acids. The transcript has 3 exons. Lineage: Eukaryota; Metazoa; Chordata; Mammalia; Rodentia; Chinchillidae. The record is from RefSeq and is a predicted model, not a curated record.
CUUCCCAGCAGCUGCCCUGGGCUAGUGGUGGCAUCUGGGUACCAGGCUCUGAGGUCAAAGAGGAUAGAGGCCAUCCCUGGGUACAACUUGCAUUUCCCUGGAGGUCCCUGGUGCUCUGUACCAGGGCAGAGGAUGUGAUGAAGUUAAGGAUUGUGGGGAGGAGCUUAUCCUGCAUUAUCCCCCUGGGUCCUAAAAGCCUCAUUUGUGUCUUCGUAAGAGAGAGGCAGGAGAAGGUGAUGCUGGGCCACAUGAAGAUGGAGCAGAUUCAGAUGAGGCCACAGCAAAGGGACGCCAGGAGCCAGGAGACGCUGGCUGAGACAAGGGUGCAUCCGUUCCCAGAGCCUUUGGAAGGAGUGUGGCUGCCACCCGGACUUUGGACUUGUGGCCUCCAGACCGAGGAGGCCACCCAGCGUGUGGCGCUUGGCCAGCUGCCCCGGGGGCACAGACAUGGGAGUGCUGACCUCUGCACCUCUGAUCUCCUGCUGUCCCGGCUGGUGUUUGCUGCUCUCCUGCCCACCUGGCCGAGCACAUUCCCCACGUCUCUUCCGUGCCCGUCUCUGUGCCCAGACACCCAACAGGGUCCAUCAUGCACCAGUGAGUCAAGUCAUUGUGGUGUGGACAUGGGGACAGACAGACUGGUCAGCAGGACAGAACAGGAAUCCCAGAGAUAUCCCCAGAUCAUCUUUGUCAAAGGCACAAAAAUGCAUCAGCAGGAAAGACAACAAUGGUACUGGGCAGACACCCACGGGCAAAAUGUGGGCCUUGACCUGUGUCUCACGCCUUGCACAGAAAUUAACUCGGGGCUGGUUGCAGAUUAACUGCAAAGGGUAAAUGAUAAAACUUAACAAAAAUUCACAGGAUCCCAGGUUAGGGGGAAAUUUUAAAUAUGGCAAUGGAGGUACAACCCACAAGAGGAAAGAUGGGUGAACCAGACUUCAAAAUUAAAACUUCUGCUCUGGAAAAA